Etheostoma spectabile (orangethroat darter) is the source of this 2611-nucleotide messenger RNA. Its product is annotated as trypsin-3. The record is from RefSeq and is a predicted model, not a curated record. Lineage: Eukaryota; Metazoa; Chordata; Actinopteri; Perciformes; Percidae. Gene Ontology annotation, molecular function: serine-type endopeptidase activity. Gene Ontology annotation, biological process: proteolysis. The transcript is spliced from 5 exons. The coding region runs from base 110 to 904 and encodes 264 amino acids.
CGGAAAUAAGAACUAUAAGAAACCUGAGAGUGCAGGUGCAAUGCCCUCCCGUUGAGAUUAGACGACUAGCACGCAACCUCACUCACACUGCUCUUCCCAUUGUCUCACUAUGGACCUGCCAUUUCUAUUUCUUUGUAUACUGUUUGAAGUCCUGGCUGUAAAAUGUCAAGAGCCGGCACAGGCACGUAUUGUCGGAGGAUAUGCACCAGUUCCACAUUCAAUCAAAUACAUCGUGUCCAUACAGACAACCCAGCGUCAGCACUUAUGUGGGGGCUCCUUGAUAAAUAAGUACUGGGUAAUCACAGCAGCACACUGUAACAUUGGGGUAGAGAAAAUGAUGAUCAUAGCAGGAGACUACUCUCUGACCAUCUAUGAGGGAACAGAGCAAGAAAUCCUGCCUGAACUUUUGGUUCCCCAUCUGGAGUACAACUACGCCACCAACAACAAUGACAUUAUGCUUAUUAAGCUAAGGGCCCCGGUGUAUCUGAACGCCUACGUCUCAAUCGCUCUACUGCCCCGAUCUGGCGCCUCCAUCGCGGAGGGCAGAUUGUGUCGAGUGUCAGGCUGGGGACACACCAGCCCCAGUGGAGGCCAGAUCCCCUCCACCCUUCGCACCGUCACGCUGCCCAUCGUCUCCACAGAAAAAUGCAACAGCAGUGAGUCCUUUAACGGCGACAUCACAGAAAACAUGCUCUGCGCUGGUUUCAGUACUGGUGGAAAGGAUGCCUGUCGGGGGGACUCUGGUGGCCCAUUAGUAUGUGAGGGCCGGGUCUAUGGUUUGGUGUCCUGGGGGAGAGGAUGUGCUGAUGCACAGUUUCCUGGAGUCUACACCGCUGUGUCCAAGUUCCGCAGGUGGAUAGACAACACCAUAUUUAGCUACUACAGAAAGUGUAAAAAGGAAUAAAUGAUGUUACUUCAGAUUUAAAAAAAAACACUCAGUGGAGACUUAAAGUUCUUAAUUUCAAUUCUUUGAUUUAAUAUGUUCUUUUUACCAUUUGUGCACAUUUAAUUAUAUGUCAAUGUGUUAAAAUAAUAGUUUGGGAAUUAAACUUACAGUAUUUGUUUUCUAGCUGAGAGAACAGAUGAUUGUUACCACUCUCUCUCAAAAUGUUUGAAUGAAACCGUUAUCAAGCUCGUCUAUUUAUCAUCUGUUGUUCAACUGUUUAACGUAUUCCAAAAGCAAAACAAGCAACCAACUCUAGUAAAAAAAAAAGGACAUAUUGACCACAUUUCAACAACAUCAAGAACGAGGUGCCAUAUCACUGCUUCAAUUUCUCAGUGCUCAUGGAGAACUAUUUGAGAUGCUAUAAACAAGUGCAUGCAUAAUUGAACUGGUACUAUCCUGCACAAAAUCAAAGAUCACAUGAGCGUUCAAUGAUUGUUCACAGGCGAUCGACACAAUAACAGCAACAGCUGUACAAUAUAAUGCAAUCCAAUACAAGAGCCCUGCAAAACACCAUAUUUGUGAAGCUUGCCAUGUUUAACUGGAACUGAAACAAUUUGGAAAAAACAACUAUUUUAAUAAUCAAUUAUUCUAAGCAAGUAUUGGAUGGUUACUGCUUCUCAAAUAUGAGGGUCGGCUAAUUUACCUUGUCUUACAUAAUGUUACUAUAGAUGUUUUGUUGGGCUUGAGAAAAAUUGUGGUGGGCAUUGUUCAUUAUUUUCUGACGUACCAAUUAAUGAAUUAUGGAAAUAAUCAUUGAUUCACUGAUAAUGAAAAUUAUUGUUUACUGCAGGAAAUUGUUGAAUAAAGCUUGGGUAGGCCGUUUUCAUUCAGUAACCUGUAUGAGUAUUAGCCAUUCAUUUCAAUCAUCUCAAUCAUAAUUGUGAUCCUGAUGCAGUUAUAUAGGGGCAAUUCUGUGAGAAUUACCGUCCUGUUUUCUUUGCAAACUUGUGUGCCUGUUUAGCUCUUUGAGAUGACAUACUGGGAUUCAAAGCUGUAGCUAGCAACAUGAACAUGAACUUGAAUUAGCCACGGUUGUAAGAAUUUGGCUGCCGUCAGCAGAAGGCUGUGCAAUUAGUGACAUUUUCUUUUCAUCUCUGAAUUACUUUGCCGGUAUUGACACACAUUUAUUGCGUUUAUUGUCAGACUCUCUUUUUAAUGUAGGCGGUGUAGGCAGUUAUUGCCAAUGAUGGAAAAACAACUUUUCCUGCAGGACCUUCCACCAUUGAAUCAGGCUUGCACCAUCUGCAUUUGUAUGACAGCUAAUAGAACGCUCUCUCUGAAAUGACCCGCAAUUGGCCUAAGUCUGCUGUCCCGGCCUAGAUUUUCUAACAGGCUGAAAAUAGAGCCAAGAGGAGGUACAGAAGUUUUUUUUCUCAAGCCACUUAAAUAACAAGAAGCUGAAAGGUUAUUAUGGAAUUACUUCCCAAUGACAAAAAGAGAAAAAAACUAUAGGCUCAUUUUUUUACACCCACGUUGUUUGUGGGUUUGUUGUACUGGAUUGCAAAACCAAACAUCAAAUGGUAGAAUAAAUGCUUUUGAUCAACUCUAUUAAUAUUGAAUAAAGGCACAAAUGAUGCACAAAUUGAUGGAUUUAUUCCUUACAGUCACUUUUGCUCAAUAUGAGACCAUUAAUACCUAGAGAAUUUUUCUCAAUCUGAGUGUGGU